AUGGAUCUGGAAAUUGAACUUGAGACUGGCAUUGAUGAGGGUCUGGAAUGGUCCAAAUAUAUGGCUAUUGGCAAGAUUCAUGCCAAUAAGAUCCUGAAUCGCAGAAGAGUGAUGGCGAUUUUGCGAAGUAUCUGGCCUGAAGAAGUGGCGCCGAGUAUUAAGGAAGUAGGAGAUAAUACUUAUGGGAUCUCGUUUAAUUCUGAAAGAACCAGGGAUAGAGUUAUUGGUUCAGGAUCUUGGUCUAUUAUGGGAUCCUGUAUGAAUCUGAAAAGAUGGGUUCCAAGAAAGGGACGAGGGAAGAUUUGGGCCUCUGUUAUGUAUGAGCGUCUUGGUGAUUUCUGUUACUCUUGUGGAAAAUUGGGACAUAUGGCCAAACACUGUCAUGAUGAGGUCAAGAUUGGUCCUGAUGGUAAACCUCUGUAUGGCCCCCAUUUAAGGGCUGGUAGUAUGAAAAAUGAUCAAGGCAAUAUGAAUUCUGAGAUGGAAAAAUGGAAGAAAUGGAAAAGUAAGGAUAUGGCUCUUGUUAUUACUGAUGCAGAACAUAGAGUUGAGGAUGUGGCCAGGGAGAAAUGGGGAAAACAGUGGCAAGUUGAUAAAUGGAAUUCUGGGGUCCCUAAUAGUGAUGUUAUGGAAAUUGACACUGCUAGGAGGAAUAAGGGGAAGAAUCCUGUUGCUGACAAUAAUGUUCAUGUACAAGAUGGUCCUGGUUUCAUUUUUUCUACAUUAGAGACAGAGAGAAGAAUUAAUACUAAUAAUGCUGCAUGUGUAAAUAUCUCUGAUAACACAAAUAAUGAUUCUCUUCAUACACCUAUUUCUUCACAAUCAAAACCUAUUCUUCAAAAUACGGAAAUAUUAGAGCCACAUAACUCCAUUCAUAUUAUAGAUUUUGCUGCUUUAAAUCCUCCUGUUCAUAGCACUAAAAAUCUUGAACCUACUUCCCUUGGUCUUUCUUCUAAACCUAUUAAGCCUACUUCUUCUUUUCAAAACAUUGUUUUAUCUGAUUCUAUCUCUCCUAUAACCCAAAAUAUUAUUUCAGAUAACAUUCCUGCUUCUGAUUAUCCUGCUAUUCAAGCUCCUGAUAUUGUGUUACCUAUCGUUCAGUCUCCUACUCAUUCAAACUAUGAUGAUGGUACCCCUUGCCCUCUGCUUUCUGGUGAUUCUUAUGAUACCUUUCCAUACCCUGUUAUGCCUGGAAGUUAUCAGUAUCCGGAUUUAAUUGUAAAUGAAGGGCAUGAUAAUGUUUACGAGUUGGGAUCUCAUAAAAGUAUCAAUGGGGAGGAAGUUCAUGAUGGUGAGGAAGUGUGUUCAGAAUAUAGGGGUUUGGAUAUUAUUCAGGCUACUGGAAAAGUUGUUCCUUGUGAUGAGAAUGUUUUUCAUGAUGAGUUAGUUGAACUCAAAAGGGUGGUUGAGAAAAAUACUGGUCUGAUUGAAUCUUCCUUGGUAGCUGAACUUAGGUGCUUGAAGUUAAAAAGGGGAGCUGAUGUCCACAUGCUGGAAGAUGUUGAUUCUAAUGUUGAGAAAAGGAGGAAAGUGUCUGAUGAAAAUCCUUGGAGUAGGAAGGAUUGGUCCUUGAUUGAGUCUGAGCUUUUUCCUGUAGAGAUCAGGCAAGUGACAACUUUUACUUAUGGGAGUCGAUCUGUGUGGGCAAGUAGAGGUGGUAGAGGAAAGAGCAAAUGUAUCAGGAAGAAGAGAAGUUGUACUGUUACUGAGGAAGGGUAUACUGAUGUUCGGAUUAUAGAAGAUUGUUCUAUUGGAAGAUAUUUGGGGUGGAAUGAUGAGCAAGGAAUUGGGUCAUCCCAGGCAGUUGAGGCUCUACAUGAGCUAAGGAGAAAGUUUGACCCUGAUUUCAUCUUUCUGAUGGAGACCAAAAAUAGACAGGAGAAGUUAGAAAUGAUCAGAAAAAAGAUGAAGCUUGAUUGUGCAAUUUAUGUUGAUCCGGAUGGGCUUAGUGGUGGUAUUGCUUUAUGGUGGAAGGAUUUUUUCAGUGUUAAAAGUAUUGAAGAGAGUAAGAACCUGGUUGACACUGUUAUUAUUGAUAAUAGAAGUGGUGGUAGUUUUCGAAUUUUAUGGGUAUAUGGGGCUCCUGUUUUUGAAGAUAGAAAACUGGUGUGGGAAAGAAUUAAAAGAAAGGCUCUGAUUAUUGAUGAAGCUUGGUGUUGUAUUGGAGAUUUUAAUGAUAUUUUGGAUGAUAGUGAGAAAGAUGGGGGUCCCUUGAAAGAUAGAAGGUAUAUCAGGUAUUUUCAGGAUAUGGUAGAACAUUGUCAGUUGAUUGAUAUCCAAUUUCAGGGGCAGAAGUUCACUUGGAUGGGAAAAAGGGAUGAUUUUGUUAUAAAGGAGAGACUGGAUAGAGCUUUUGUGAAUCCUCAGUGGUUGAUGGCUUUUCCUCAUUCUCAAUUGUUGAUACAACCUGCUAUUGGGUCGGAUCAUUCACCUGUGAUUCUGAACUCUUGUUGGCAGGAUAUAAAAGGGCCUCGGAAGUUUAAAUUUGAAUCUUACUGGACGGAUGUGGAGGAUAUUAGGUCUGUUGUGAAGACUAGUUGGGAUGUUCAUGUGGAUGGUUCUAAAGCUUAUCUGCUUGCCCAAAAACUUAAGAACUAUAGAAAGUUGAUUAAAUUGUGGUGCAAGGAACAGAAUAAAACUAAAGAACAUAAGGAUGAGCUUCUGAAGGAAAUUGCUCUUCUACAAGAUGGGGCCUGUACUGAGGAAGAACUUCAAAAAAUUAAGGUGUGUAAGGAAAAUGUGACUGCAAUUUGGUUACAAGAUGAGAAACAUUGGCAUCAGCGGUCUAGAAUUAAUUGGAUUAGUUGGGGCGAUCAGAAUACCAAGUUUUUUCAUCAGUCUACACUUCAGAGAAGGCAGUUCAAUAAGAUUCUUAAGAUCAAAAAUAAUAGUGGGGAUUGGAUUGAUAAGGAAGAAGACAUUAUGGAGAAUUUUUGUCAGUUUUAUGAAGAUUUGUUUACCAGUGAGGGUAAUAGAGAUUGGGAUGAGGUCCUUGAUGUUGUUCCUUGCUUGAUUUCUGAAGAAAUGAAUGUUAAUCUGACUAAGGAGAUUACUGAUGCUGAAAUUUAUCAAGCUGUGUUUCAGAUGGGCAGUCUUAAGUCUCCUGGGCCUGAUGGGUUCAAUGGUCUUUUUAUCAAAAUUAUUGGGAAAUUUUGGGCUAUGAUGUUAAAGCUAUGCUAUAAAAUCAUAUCUACGAUCCUAGUCAACAGAAUGAAGCCCCUGCUUGGAGAUAUAAUUACUGAAGUGCAAAGUGCCUUUGUUGAAGGUCGUCAGAUUCAUGACAAUAUUGUGGUUGCGCAAGAGGCAUUUCAUUUUCUAAAAGUGAAGAAGAAAGGAAAAUCAGGGGCUGUUGCUUUAAAGGUAGAUAUGAAUAAAGCCUAUGAUCGUGUUGAAUGGGGCUUUUUUCAUGCUUUACUUUUAAAAAUUGGUUUUAAUAGUAAUUGGUGUGAUUGGGUCUUAGAAUGUGUAAGGUCUGUCUCGUAUACUAUAGUUAUUAAUGGCAAAUCAAGUAGGAUGAUUUUUCCUUCUAGGGGUCUUAGACAAGGGGAUCCUUUAUCCCCUUAUUUGUUCCUCUUAGUAAUUGAUACCCUUUCUAGGAUGAUCCAAUUAGGAAUUCACUCUGGUUACAUUACUGGCUUGAAUCUUGCUCGAAAUUGCCCUAUGAUUUCUCACCUUCUAUUUGCUGACAAUUCUCUUUUCUUUAUGGAUGCUAACCUUGAUAAUUGCAAGAGGUUUUUUGAGAUUAUUCAGGGCUUCUCUGAUGCUUCUGGUCAGAAGAUAAGUCUGGCCAAAUCAAGUCUGAUCUUUAGUUCCAACAUGAAGGAGGAGGAUAGAGCAGCUAUUGUGAAUGCUUUGGGUGUGAAUGAAGCCGCUAUUCCCGGAACAUAUUUAGGGAUACAGAAUUGUUGGGGCAAAACCAAGUGUGGUGCAAUGGCAUAUGUUAAGGAAAGAGUUGUAGCCAAGUUAAAAGGAUGGAAACAAAAAUAUCUUUCUAUGGGAGGUAAGGAGAUCAUGAUUAAGGCAGUAGCUAGUGCUUUACCUGCUUAUGUCAUGUCUAUUUUUAAGAUUCCUAAGAAAGUUUGUAAAGAGAUGCAAUCUGCUAUUAUUAAUUACUGGUGGGGACAGACUGAAAAUGAAAGGAAGAUCCACUGGUGUGACUGGCAGAAACUUACUGAUCUUAAGCAAGAUGGUGGCAUAAGGUUUAAAGAAUUUGAGGUUUUCAAUCUGGCAUUACUUGCUAAACAGGCUUGGCGAGUUACUGAGUAUCCUAAUGCCUUGUGGGUGCGUGUCUUAAAGGGUAUUUACUUUCCUAAUUCUGAGUUCUUUGAUGCUGGUCAAGGAGCGAGGCCCUCUUGGAUUUGGAAUAGCUUGCUGGAAGGGAGGUCUCUUCUUCAAAAUCAUUUAUUAUGGGUUCCAAUGGAUGGGAAGAGUAUAAGUAUUUGGAGAGAUAAUUGGAUACCUAAGCUAAAUGGCAGGGUACUUGGUGAUUUGAGCAGUAUUGAUGAAGAUAUUCCUCAACUGGUGCAUGAAAUUAUGGAUAAGAAUGAGGGUACAUGGAAGUUAGAGGGUAUUAAGCAGUGGAUUUCAGAAGAAGAGCAAGAAGCAAUUUUAAGCAUUCCAGUUCAUGAAGGUGGAGAACAUGAUAAAAGAAUUUGGCCGCAUGACAAAUCUGGUGUGUACUCUGUAAAGUCUGGAUAUGCAUCCCAGAAGGCUGCCACACGACACAGUACUUGUUCCAGAGCUUCUUCAUCUCAUCAAAUAGAUAAGAGACUAUGGAAAGUAAUUUGGAGUAUUAAAGCUCCAUCGAAAGUUAAGGUGUUUUUAUGGAGAAUGUGUCGACAUGCUUUAGCUACAAAUGAAGAGUUAUGGAAAAGAAAAUGCCUAGAUGAGCCUAUUUGUGUGUUAUGUGGUGAAGAUGUGGAGUCUGUUGAACAUUUGAUAUUGUUAUGCCCCUGGACUCGAAAAGUGUGGUGGCAAGGGUGUUUUGGUCUGAAGAUUUGUAUUGAAAGGGUGCGUACUAUUGAUCAAUGGCUGUUAGAAAUAUUCAUGGAGGUUUCCAAACUCAGUAAAGAAGCAGUGUCUUUAAAAACCACUAUUGCUUACACUUGUUGGGUUAUCUGGAAUUCAAGGUGUAAAGCUGUUAUGGAACAUAAAGAAGUCAGUGGCGAUAAGGUAAUUCAAUGGAUCCAGUCUGCUGCUAGUGAAUUUCUCUCUAUUUGGGAUCAGAAUACACAUCAAGUUUCAAAACCUUUAAAACAAGUAUGCUGCUGGGAAAGGCCUAAAGAGGGUUGGUGCAAAGUAAAUUGUGAUGGUGCUUAUUGUAGCAAGACUUCCAAAGCUGGUAUUGGGAUUAUUAUCAGAGAUCACAAUGGCAAUUUGAUAGAUGGUGCUGGUAAAAUGGUUAUUGGUGAUUCUGUCCUCAUUUCUGAAGCAUUAGCUGUUAAAGAAGGUAUGAAGCUUGCUCAUCUCUUGCAUAUAGAGCAGGUUGUGGUAGAAAUGGACUGUGAAAUUUUGUUUAAAAGUAUUCUGAAUCCUAUUGUUGGCUCUGAUUGGAAGAUUCGACCUAUUGUUGCUGAUAUUGUUUCUUUGAAGAAUUGUUUUAAUGCUGUUGAGUUCAAGUGUGUGAAAAGGGAAGCCAAUAUGGCUGCGGACUGGGUUGCGGUUCAGUCUAGACUGGGGAUGAGCUUUGCCGAAUUAAGUAGGUAUAAACCAUCCUCAUUGGUGCGUAUUCUUGAUAAAGAUGGUCUCCCUGCUCCACAUAGUGCUGUUUUGUAA
This is a messenger RNA of Corchorus capsularis, 5775 nucleotides long. NCBI's taxonomy places the organism in Eukaryota, Viridiplantae, Streptophyta, Magnoliopsida, Malvales, Malvaceae. The record is from the annotation of a GenBank genome assembly.